CUGUGGGCCAAGAGCCUGUGGGCCAUGAACCUGUUGGAGAUCAGCCUUUGAGCCAGGAACCUGUUGGAGAGCAGCCUAUGGGCCAGCCUUUGGGCCAAGAACCAAGUGAGCAUGUUGGAGAGUUUGUGGGCCAGGAACCUGUUGGAGAGCAGCCUGUGGUCCAAGAGUCUGUGGGCCAUGAACCUGGAGAGCAACCUAUGGGCCAGGAGCCUGUGGGUCAAGAACCUAGUGAGCCUGUUGGAAAGCAGCCUGUGGGCCAGCAACCUGUUGGAGAGCAGCCCGUGGGCCAGGAACCUAGCCAUCAGUCUGUUGGUGAGCCUUUGGGUCAGGAACCAAGCGAGCCUGUGGGCCAAGAACCUAGCGAGCCUGUGGGCCAAGAUCCUAGUGAGCGUGUUGGAGAGCAGCCUGUGGGCCAGGAACCUAGCGAGCAGCCUGUGGGUCAGGAACCUAGCCACCAGUCUGUUGGCAAGCCUUUGGGUCAGGAAACAAGCGAGCCUUUGGGCCAAGAACCUAGUGAGCAUGUUGGGGAGCCUGUGGGCCAGGAACCUAGCGAGCCUGUGGGCCAAGAUCCUAGUGAGCGUGUUGGAGAGCAGCCUGUGGGCCAGGAACCUAGCGUGCAGCCUGUGGGUCAGGAACCUAGCCAUCAGUCUGUUGGCAAGCCUUUGGGUCAGGAAACAAGCGAGCCUGUGGGCCAGCAACCUGUUGGAGAGCAGCAUGUGAUCCAAGAGCCUGUGGGCCAUGAACUUGGAGAGCAACCUGUGGGCCAUGAAGUUGGAGAGCAACCUGUGGGCCAUGAAGUUGGAGAGCAACCUGUGGGCCAUGAAGUUGGAGAGCAACCUGUGGGCCAUGAAGUUGGAGAGCAACCUGUGGGCCAUGAAGUUGGAGAGCAACCUGUGGGCCAUGAAGUUGGAGAGCAACCUGUGGGCCAUGAAGUUGGAGAGCAACCUGUGGGCCAUGAAGUUGGAGAGCAACCUGUGGGCCAUGAACUUGGAGAGCAACCUGUGGGCCAUGAACUUGGAGAGCAACCUGUGGGCCAUGAACUUGGAGAGCAACCUGCGGGCCAUGAACUUGGAGAGCAACCUGCGGGCCAUGAACUUGGAGAGCAACCUGCGGGCCAUGAACUUGGAGAGCAACCUGCGGGCCAUGAACUUGGAGAGCAACCUGCGGGCCAUGAACUUGGAGAGCAACCUGCGGGCCAUGAACUUGGAGAGCAACCUGCGGGCCAUGAACUUGGAGAGCAACCUGCGGGCCAUGAACUUGGAGAGCAACCUGUGGGCCAUGAACUUGGCCAGCAGCCUGUUGGCGAGCCUUUGGGUCAAGAACCUAGUCAGCCUGUUGACCAUGACCCUGUGGGCCAAGAACCUAGCGAGCCUGUGGGCCGGGAACCUAGCGAGCCUGUGGGCCAAGAUUCAGGUGAGCGUGUUGGAGAGCAGCCUGUGGGUCAGGAACCAAAUGAGAUUUUUGGUAAUGAACUUAGCGAGCCUGUGGGCCAGGAACCUAGCCAGCCUUUGGGCCAUGAACCUAGUGAGCAUGUUGGGGAGCCUGUGUGCCAGGAACCUAGCGAGCCUGUGGGCCGGGAACCUAGCGAGCCUGUGGGCCAAGAUUCUAGUGAGCGUGUUGGAGAGCAGCCUGUGGGUCAGGAACCAAAUGAGAUUUUGGGUAAUGAACUUAGCGAGCCUGUGGGCCAGGAACCUAGCCAGCCUUUGGGCCAUGAACCUAGUGAGCAUGUUGGGGAGCCUGUGUGCCAGGAACCUAGCGAGCCUGUGGGCCAGCAACCUGUUGGAGAGCAGCAUGUGAUCCAAGAGCCUGUGGGCCAUGAACCUGGAGAGCAACCUCUGGGUCAUGAGCCUGUGGGUCAAGAACGUAGUGAGCCUUUGGGCCAGCAACCUUUUGGACAGCAGCCUGUGGGCCAGGAACUUAACCAGCAGCCUGUUGGCGAGCCUUUGGGUCAAGAACCUAGUGAGCAUGUUGGAGAGCCUGUUGGCCAUGACCCUGUGGGCCAAGAACGUAGUGAGCCUGUGGGCCAAGAACCUAGUGAGCCUGUGGGCCAGCAACCUGUUGGAGAGCAGCCUGUGGGUCAGGACCCUAGCGAGCCUUUGGGCCAGGAUCCAAGUGAGAUUUUUGGUAAUGAACUUAGGUUCCUGGCCUACAGGCUCACUAUCAAGCAGCCUGUCGGCCAGCAACAUGUUGGAGAGCAGCCCGUGGGCCGUGACCCUGUGGGUCAGGAACCUAGUGAGCCUGUGGGAGAGCAGCUUGUGGGCCAGGAACCAAGUAAGAUUUUGGGUAAUGAACUUAGCGAGCCUGUGGGCCAGGAACCUAGCGAGCAGCCUGUGGGUCAGGAACCUAGCCAGUCUGUGGCCCAGGAGUCGUUGGGCCAUGAACCUGGAGAGCAGCCUUUGAGCCAGGAACCUGUUGGAGAGCAGCCUAUGGGCCAGCCUUUGGGGCAAGAACCAAGUGAGCAUGUUGGAGAGCAGCCUGUGGUCCAGAAACCUAUUGGAGAGCAGCCUGUGGGCCAGCAACCUGUUGGAGAGCAGCCUGUGGUCCAAGAGUCUGUGGGCAAUGAACCUGGCGAGCCUUUGGGCCAAGAACCUAGUGAGCCUGUGGGCCAGCAUCCUGUUGGAGAGCAGCCCGUGGGCCGUGACCCUGUGGGUCAGCAACCUAGUGAGCCUGUGGAAGAGCAGCCUGUGGGCCAGGAACUUAGGCAGCAGCCUGUUGGCGAGCCUUUGGGCCAAGAACCUAGUGAGCAGCCUGUUGGCGAGCCAUUGGGUAAGGAAUAUAGUGAGCGUGUUGGAGAGCAGCCUGUGGGCCAGGAACUAAGUAAGAUUUUGGGUAAUGAACUUAGCGAGCCUGUGGGCCAGGACCCUGGCGAGCAGCCUGUGGGUCAGGAACCUAGCCAGUCUGUGGCCCAAGAGCCUGUGGGCCAUGAACCUGGAGAGCAGCCUAUGGGCCAGCCUUUGGGCCAAGAGUCUAGUGAGCAUGGUGGAGAGCCUGCGGGCCAAGAUCCUAGCGAGCCUUUGGGCCAAGAACCUAGUGAGCGUGUUGGAGCACAGCCUGUGGGCCAGCAACUUGUUGCAGAGCAGCCUGUGGGCCAUGAACCUGGCGAGCAGCCUGUGGGCCAGGAAUCUGUGGUCCAGCAUCCUAGAGGAGAGUCUGUGGGCCAGGAACCUGUUGGUGUGUCUUUGGGCCAGAAACCUAGCCAGGAUGAAGACCCUGAGUGCUCCCAGUCCAAGCAGACGUCUGAGAACCCUUUGACUUGGCGCUAUCCUGAAGUUGCAAAGCCUGAGCACAGGCCUACUGUGUCUGAGCGGCUGAAGCUGGUGGCGGCCAACAGUGUGUCGACUCAGUGUGGGGAGAGUGUGGUCCGGGUGCAGGUGAACCAGGACCUGCUGGGGAUUGGCCGGCUCAUACAGCCAGAGCGUAUCACUCUAGGAGGUUGUGCUGCCACUGAGGAGGACGCUGAAGCUCAUGUGAUCACCUUUGAAUCAGAGCUGCAUGGCUGUGGCAGUGAGCUGACGAUGACUGAAGAUGUGCUGAUCUACACCUUCACGCUUGUCUAUGAGCCAAAACCUUUUGCUAACACUUCUAUAGUGAAGACCAGUGCAGCUAUGGUUGAUAUUGAGUGCCACUACUUGAGGAAUCACGAUGUGAGCAGCAAUGUCCUGAAGCCAACCUGGAUCCCCAACAUUUCCAACAUGGUGGCAGAGGAACUCCUCUACUUCUCCCUGAGGUUAAUGACUGCUGACUGGCAGUUUGAGAGGCCCUCCAACCAUUACUAUCUUGGUGACAUCAUCAACAUGGAAGCCUCGGUCAUGCCGUACCACCACGUUCCCCUCCGUGUCUUUGUGGACCGCUGUGUCGCCACCUUGGCGCCUGAUGUCCACACUGUCCCUAGAUAUUCUUUCAUUGAGGACCAUGGGUGUCUGGUUGAUGCCAAGUUGACCGGCUCCAGCUCCCAGUUCCUGUCCAGAUCCCAGGAUGACAAGAUCCAGUUUCAGCUGGAGUCCUUCAGGUUCCAACCACAGAUUGAUUCCCAACAGCUCUACAUAACAUGUCAUCUGAAAGCAUCUGCAGCCUCUUCCCCCAUUGAUGCUGAGAACAAGGCCUGCUCUUUCACAGAUGGCUGGAAGGCUGCUGGUGGGGAUGACCUGGUUUGUGGCUGCUGUGACUCCAGCUGUGCUGUGAGCAGGGCUAGAGAUCUGGACAGUGAUUUAGAUAUGCAGAAGGAAGGUGAAGUUACCUUGGGCCCUAUCAUGGUCCAAGAGUAAUAUUACAAGAAUCUUGCCUAUUUUUAACUUUUUGAGGAGAAUAAAUCUAUGUUACAAUGUUCA
Oncorhynchus nerka (sockeye salmon) is the source of this 4328-nucleotide messenger RNA. Its product is annotated as mediator of RNA polymerase II transcription subunit 12-like. The coding region runs from base 78 to 4265 and encodes 1395 amino acids. Lineage: Eukaryota; Metazoa; Chordata; Actinopteri; Salmoniformes; Salmonidae. The record is from RefSeq and is a predicted model, not a curated record. The transcript has 7 exons.